AUGAGUUCGUUUAAUGUUAUAUCUACUGCAUCCAAACCACAUGCACCCUUAACUCCGAUAUCUUCGGCACCCAAGUUGUACAAUACGAAAUUUCGCCAUAUGCAUAUUCUUGACACGCUAGCUUUUGACGCGUUGAAAGCAAGAAUUACGGUUUUUCAACUAUAUCUUUCACAGAAUAAUCCAAGCAACGAUUCAUUAAGUGCUUGUAAAAAACAGGCAAAAAAAACCUGGGAGCAAUUUGAAAAUGCUAAACACAAUUUAUUAACUAGCGACCUUUUUAUAGAAACUUCGAAUUUUGAUAUUUUUUUAAAAGACCUUGUUAGUUUAAUGGUACACCGUUGCAAUCUUGCAACCUUUUCCCAUAUUAUGUUUCAACAAUUGAACCCAACUCUUGAAACUCUUUAUAUUGCAACGGAUUCAUUUAAAUAUAUCAUGCCUGAGAACUGGAGUAUUGUAGAAUGGGAAUUGAAUCUGGAUCUUAAGACACAAUUAUAUAUCCGUGCAUCAAAUUUUUCCAAAGACAAUUAUCUGGACAAGAUUUUCCCGCCUAAUGCUGAACAACCUUCAAGUCGUCUUACCCAAUAUUUAGAGAGAAGAGAUGUGGAGACUAAAGACGUUCUGACUUCUCAAAUGGAACAUAGCCCUGAAAGUUCACAGGUUGCAACACAAGAUCAAACCAUUGAGAAUGAUUACGGCACUCCUUCUAUUGAUCAAUCAGAUGGUUUAAUAAGGCCAACUAUCCGCUCAAAUAAGUAUGUCGAAUCAUUUCGUAGAUUUCAUAAAUUCUCUGAGCAAGAAUUAAAUCAACAAUUAGAACAAUUUAAAAAUCGUGCAACUGAUGAUCAUGAAAUAACUGUUCAAUCUACUGACAUGGAAUUAGACGGUUUUACAUCGAUGGAUCCAUUAAUAGGCUCUUCAUCCAAUGUCAUAAGUAACAUAAGUAACAAAAGCCCAUCAAAAUCAAAAUCAGUUGUUGAGACUGUUGAAAGACAAUCAUCAAUGAUUGAAAGACAAUCAUCAAUAAUUACAGCUCCUGAGUCACCAGAAAUUCCACAAGAUGAAGAUAUGAUUGUUGAACCUAUUGAACUGAAUAACAAUAAGGGUUCACCUAAAAAGAAAAAAUCAAGUGCAUUACGACAAGGUGGUUGGACUCAGAGAGAGCUAAAUUUCCUUAUUAAGGGAAUGGAAAAGUAUGGAACUAGUUGGUCAAAGAUAGAAAGAAAAUAUGGAAACUCUGGGGGUCCGCUUAGUAGGCGAACACAAGUGAACAUGAAAGAUAAAGCACGAUCAGAGUUAGAUCGACGAUUAAGGUGUGGAUUGUCACCUGGAGUAUUUAGUCAAGUGAGGUAA
Molecule: messenger RNA, 1350 nt
Organism: Cetraspora pellucida
Lineage: Eukaryota; Fungi; Glomeromycota; Glomeromycetes; Diversisporales; Gigasporaceae
Source: the annotation of a GenBank genome assembly